AUGACCACGCACCCAGGCACGCCACAGAUCACCAGUUUCCCAUAUGGACCAGUCAUUGCUGGAAUACAGCUCAACUUGAAGUGUGUGGCCUCGCCUCCUGGAGAUACCUACGAUUGGUACAAAGAUGGUACAAAGGUUACAACAUCAUCGAGUUACGACUUCCAAGUGACAAAAGAGAGUGCUGGUGUUUACAAAUGUGUGGCGAGAAAUGAUGUCGGGUUUGGUCCAAGUAGUGACAAGACAUUAGUCGUUUAUUACAAACCUGAUUCCGUGGUCGUGUCAUCGGGAAAGACCGCGUCCUAUGUUGGGGAGAAGGACAAGUUCACCUGCACAGUCGCUGGCGGCAACCCGACCCCGACCGUGAAGAUCUACUUCAAGAGGUCAGGCGGAACACCAGGAGAGGUCAUCCAAGGUCAAGACAGGGUGAUGGCCGAAGAAGACAACCAGGCUGAGUACUACUGCGAGGCGAAGGUCACUGGGUAUCCCACCUUGGAUAUGACUUCAAGCAGGAAGACAUACAGUGUAACGUUUUCAAACACCAAGGUUUCCUUUCUCAAUAACCCGACCGCUGCUGUCCAGGCUGGUCAGGUAAAGAAGUUCACAUGUGAGACGGAUGAGAGUAAUCCAGUUACCUACAUCAAGUGGUAUCAAUAUAGUAGUGGUCCUCGGUGGCAAGAUGUUACAACCGGAAUAUCAUCAUCCGAGAGGAAUGGUGUGUAUGGUGGAAAGAUGAGGAUCAGUGAGUGGUCUUUAACUGCAACAAAGGCAAUGAAUGGUGAAGCUGUAAGAUGUGCGUCCAUCUACUCCCUGACUGGUCAUGUCUUUACGACAAAUACCGAUACCACAAUGUAUGUAAAAUUUAAGCCAUCAAAGAUAACUUUGCUACGAAAACCACCGACAGUGAUCUACGAGGGGAAACUGAUCACGAUCAUCUGUGAGACAAACAGCGCCAACCCGGUUGCGAAUGUAACGUUCCACCGGAAGAGGAAAGGAGGAACCUGGGAGCAACUGACGUCGGGGAUAACAUCUGAAGACAGGGCGGCAGAAUACAAUGGCAGGAUUCGAAAGAGUACUUUGGUUGUGACAGCCAAUAGGUUGGACACACAGGCUGUGUUCAAAUGCGAGGUUCGUGAUGGGUUAUUCCAGAUGGAACAGACAACUACAGUUAAUGUAUAUUCUGUCCCGACGUUUACGAUAACCCGUAACGGGAGACUGGUGACUGUGGUGUUCGUGCCGCAGAUUCGGGAGUACACAAGUUUCCAGCUCAAGUUCUGUGGGCCGAGUCAGACACCAAAAACGUCUGGAUGCGGCGGGGUUCGCUUCACCAUCCAUGAUCCAACGACAUCAACUUACAGAGUUAAUGUGACAAACGAGACCACGACCUAUGUUUUCUACAUGGAUUUGUACAUUGCCGAUGAUGUUGUUUAUAGUUCUGGUCAAUUGCAUCCUAAACAGGCCGUGCCGGCUGGAAGCAGUCCUGAUGGUGGCAUGAUAGUUGGCGUGGUUGUCGCCGUCGUCAUCCUGGUAGCAAUGGUGGUGGUGGUUGUCGUCGUGCUACAUAGGAGGAACAUGGCAUGCUUUGCUGGUCGAAAUAAACCCGAUGAAUCAAAUCAUGCUGACGGGAAAACUGGCACCACGCGAGCUGAUUCGGUAUUUCAUGACCCUUUAUACAUGAACGUCGUCAACAGGGCAUUUGAAGGUGGCGAUACUCCACAUGAACCGGUUUAUGUGAAUUUUCCUCAACAGAAUCCCGUGGAAGGUGGCGAUACUCCACAUGAACCGGUUUAUGUUAAUUUUCCUCAACAGAAUCCCGUGGAAGACGGCGGUGAAAAUCCGUAUGACGAAAUGGAAAAUCCAUAUGCUGACUUGAACAUCACGCCUGAUGUGAUCGCAAGCCAGACGUAUGCUGAAUUGAAAUAUUGAAAAUCAAGACGGAAAAUGAAAGAAGGUUUCACACGAGUCCAGUUUGUGUCACAUAUGCAGAGUGAGACGAUAAAAUGACUUCUGUUUUUAUUGGCUCUAACAUUUUGUUAUUGAUUUACAAAGUAAAAUGGAGGCAAGCUUGUCACCGGGGACAGCUAGCCCUUCUGUAUGUACAUGCAGUAUUUACCACUCUCAGUUUAUACGAGACAAGAGUUGUCACGACAUAUUGCAUGUAGUUAUCCAUCAUUAUACACUAGACUUGUAAUUGCAUCAGUGCUGGCCGCAAUAGGUCGGCGUUGUGCUUUUUGCCAGAACCCAUUCAUCUCAUUAUUCUCAGCCGGUGAAAUACAUUACAUCUUUCACUGGGUGCAGACCUCAAACACGCACUGAGAUAACUUGGAACUCGCAAGUUGAGUAUUUUUUAAAUAGGCCUACCAAUAAGGUUGGAUUCGCGUACAGUUGACGUUGUCGUUUAUAGAAUAAACAAGUCAUUUCUAGAGAGCGGACCACGACUACGAUGUCAUUUUCACCCCUUCGUCAGGUGCAGUCUGUUAGCAAACAUGCUCGUGACGAGUGAAAUGUGAACCGUGACAAUGUAAAUCCAAUGCAUAUCUGGCCUAAGGUCAUAUUUAUCUAGGGGUUUCGUUAUUACUUG
This is a messenger RNA of Lineus longissimus, 2578 nucleotides long. RefSeq lists its product as uncharacterized. The record is from RefSeq and is a predicted model, not a curated record. NCBI's taxonomy places the organism in Eukaryota, Metazoa, Nemertea, Pilidiophora, Heteronemertea, Lineidae. Gene Ontology annotation, cellular component: plasma membrane; cell-cell junction. Gene Ontology annotation, biological process: cell-cell adhesion. Bases 1 to 1923 code for a protein of 640 amino acids. The transcript has 11 exons. Gene Ontology annotation, molecular function: cell adhesion molecule binding.